Molecule: messenger RNA, 1495 nt
Organism: Danio aesculapii
Lineage: Eukaryota; Metazoa; Chordata; Actinopteri; Cypriniformes; Danionidae
Gene: nsmce1
Product: NSE1 homolog, SMC5-SMC6 complex component
Exons: 8
Coding region: 112-909 (265 amino acids)
Biological process (GO): double-strand break repair via homologous recombination; DNA damage tolerance
Cellular component (GO): nucleus; Smc5-Smc6 complex
Molecular function (GO): ubiquitin-protein transferase activity
Source: RefSeq, a predicted model, not a curated record
ACGCAAACCACGUGGCAGGAAGUGUUGUUUCUAGUGGGAACCCGCGAAUAUUACACGAACUGACAGCUCGUCCGUACAAUUGAAAACAGCUGAAGAGGACAUUUAGCAGUCAUGUCUAGACAGAUGGGUGACGGACACAGGCUGUUCCUGCAGAACAUGAUGACCAACGGCAUCGUCAGUGCAGCUCAGGCUGGAAUGCUCCACAAGAAGUGCUGCGAGCUCCAUGGAGGGCAAGAAAAAAUUGAUGAUUUCAUCAAUGUUGUCAACACUCACCUUCAGCCCCUCUUUAUGCAUAUCCGUAAAGGGAUGUCGGAGGAGGAUGGCCAGGAACAUUUUGUUUUGGUAAAUAUGGCAGAAACCGACAUUACACGAAUGGCUGCUGAUUAUGCGGAGAACGAGCUGGAGUUGUUCAGAAAAAUAAUGGAUCUGAUUGUGGAGUCUGAUUCCGGUUCUGCCUCAUCCACAGCAAUUCUAAAUUCUGCCGACAGGCUGAUCUCAAAGAAAUUAAAGAAAAAAGAAGCAGAGCUAGUCUUGAAUAAAUUUGUACAAGACAAAUGGUUAAAAGAGCAAGAUGGUGAGUACACUCUAAGUGUUCGCUGCAUUGUGGAAAUGGAGCCAUAUAUGCGCACAAUAUACCAGGACAUGAUCAAAGUGUGCUACGUGUGCCACAACAUCGCCCUACAGUGCCAGGUAUGUGAAAAUCCAUCAUGUGAAAUCAAGGUCCACCUUCCCUGUGUCGCUCGAUAUUUCAGAGCGCGCAGUGACCCUCAUUGCCCUGCAUGCAAUGAUUUCUGGCCUCAUGAGAUUCCAGAAAUGCAGGCACCUCAGUCACAGAGUUCACAAAACCUGCCUUCCUCGUCUAAAGAGAACACUGCACCCACACACACACGCCGGUCAAGACGAGUGUAGCUGAUUCACUGCUACUGCCUGUCUUUGGGGAUUUUUACAAGUGCUUUAUCUUAAGAGUUGAGGAUUGUUUGUUCUAUUUUUCUAUUAUUAAUAUAUAUAUAUAUAUUGAAACAAUUUGUUUAUAAAUUUCACACUAUUUUUAUUGGAAUUCCUUUUCAUUCAAAUUUAUUUACAAGUAAUCAGCACAUUUUGUACAGUUGUUAAGAUUAAAAAGGUUUUGGUAUCACUUUAUUUUGGAUGGUUCCUUUAACACACUUUGCUGAUUUAAGUCUACUAUUUUGAGACUUAUUAGAAUGUUAGUAAACCAUAAGUUUGGGGUUAAAGUAUGGUUAGUGUAAGUUGACACAUACUAGGAAAUUUUUGUAUAUUAGUGAUAGUAAUACAGUAAUAUGCGUUGUAAUGUGUGUUGGUGGAGCAUUGUUAGCAGAUUUGUAACUAAACUUAUACUCUAAUAAGAAUUAGUUGGUGUGUUAACUUACAGUCAACAAAAUGUGCAAUAGGAACCAUCAAAUUAAAGUGAAAGAGUUUUACGAGAAGCAUGUUGUUUGACCAUUCAGUUGUAAAAAUAAAGAAUUGCUUAAUACUA